Molecule: messenger RNA, 2239 nt
Organism: Arvicanthis niloticus (Nile rat)
Lineage: Eukaryota; Metazoa; Chordata; Mammalia; Rodentia; Muridae
Gene: Erich5
Product: glutamate rich 5
Source: RefSeq, a predicted model, not a curated record
UUCGCCCUUGUCUCCCAUCUCAUCUCCCGAGCUUUUCCCCAUUUCCCUUCCCAGCGCCCUCCUCCUCCUCCUGCACAACUGGUCCCUCGGUUUUAAUUGUCCCCCCCUCUCUCUUGCCUGCUGGUCCUCCAGCCAUCUGGCACUUUGCCCUCUCCGGUUUUAUCCACCUGUGCGUCUCUCGCUUCGCCCCUCUAGGUGUGCACCCGAUAGCCAUAGCUCCGCUAUCCGUGCGCCUUGAACUCUUGGGAAAACAAGAUCCCAUAGUUGGAGAAACUUCAGCCGCUAGGUUUGCGGUGAGCAUCGCAUCCACGCCCCGCGACCGACACCUGUGUGGGGUUGGGCCAGGUGACUGCGCUUUGCGAGAUGGGCUGCUCCAGUAGCUCCCUCAACAAGGCGGGCGACAGCAGCAGGUUCGGCAGCGGAGUACCUUCGAAUGAGAAUUCUUCCACUGUAGAACAAAACAAGUUCUGUGUGGCUCAACCCAAACCAUGUACACCAGGAGAAGCUACCUUUCGUGGCAACACACAGAGGGAAAGCCGUCCUCCACUAGAGAGACCCAAGGCUUCAGUGGUGCCUACAGCCAAUGGUGUUAAAUCCUACUGCCAACAAUCUCUGGCAAACGAUGAGACCCCUGCAAAGGAAGCCACAGAUCACUCAAGACCCCUGAAGAAGAUUGAGCCUCUAGUGCAAGGGGGAGAAUGUGAACUACCUCAGCCAGGAGGAAAAGACGACAUGCUGGGAACUGAGGAUGUGAAGAAAGAUGUGGAAGCAAGGACAGAGAUCCAGUCUUUAAAAGGAAAUGCUGAGAUGGAGCCUCUGAGGAUAUCAGCAGAGAGGGACUCCCCUGGAGCAGGGGACGACACCAAGCUUCCACAGUCUGGGACGACGACAUUUCUCCAAACAGCUGAGAACAUUCUGCCUCUGGAAACAGCUCAGGAGCUAUUGCUUGCUGAAGAAGCAAUGAGAAAGGAUGCCCAGCCUCAGAUUCUAGAAGCAAUUCCCAAAGAGAACAGCUCUCCAGAAAUAUUGGAAGGAUAUCAGUUGGUGGAAAAAGUUGAGCAAAAGGAUCUUCAAGAGAUCCCGAGAAAGGACGUGGAGUUCCAACUUCUGGAAACAAUUCCCAAAGAGAACAGUUCUCCAGAAAUAGUGGAAGGGAGCCAAUCUGCAGAAAACAGUGAAAAGCAGCAGCUUUCAGAAGCACCAGGUGAAGCUGAGCAGCCCCAAGUUCUAGAAACAGUUCUCAAAGAGAAUGAAACACCACAGAUGCCAGACAGAAGCCAGCUCGUGCCAACACCUGUGAUGAACAAGUCACUCGGUGAAGCUCCUGAUGGUAGCAGAAAUGCCCACGAGUCUCAGCCUCAAGUAAGAGGUGGUAACGGGGUGCAGCCAGCUGAGACUUCAGAGACAGCAGCAAAGGUGGGAAUGGCCAGAGAAAGCCACCCUGAUAAAGAGGAGCAACACAUUGAAGGUGAGACAGGAGAAAAGGUGGAAGCAGAGAUGAAAAAUGAGAAAGAAAGUGAAGAAGCUGAAACCAAAGAAAAAGAAACGGGAGAAGCUGUGGAUCUUGGAGCAGCAGGGGCCAGCGACAGAAGGGCUUAGUAUGCAGUGUUACACCAGAGGGCAGGGAUAUAUGAGGCUGGGAGGGUGGGCAACACCUUUCUGUGGCCUUGUGGUUUAGCUUUAGAGUGACUGUAGGUACCCAGAGAAUGAUGCUGGUUUUUUUUUUUUUCCAUGAUGUAAAACUGCUAAGCUAGGUACUUAAGAUAAUUAUGAAUUCAAAGUGACAGUAUCCAGAGCCAAUCAAAACUGUAAGAUCACUUAAGAGCAUGAAGGCUAUUUUCUUCCUCGUAACCAUAGGUUCAUUCAGGAUAAAAUCAGACCCUAAAAGGAAAGAUAAACUUUUAAAUGUAGGUGGCUGGAGAGAGAGGACCUAGCAAAUUUUAAGGAGCUCAUAAGAGAGUUGUGCAAUUAUAAUAGUGAUGGAACAAAAUUAAAUACCCCCAGAACACAGGAUGAACUAUACCUAAUAUUUCUGUUCUGUAAUACAAAUUAGACUGAAGGGAACCUUAGGGAACCUGUAUUUUAAUUACUUUCUCUCCUGAAAUAUAUCUACUGCCACAAAUCACUGUGACCCAUGGCAUACUAAACAUUAACAGAAAUUUCCAGAGGGCUGCAAACUGGGGCACUGUUGUGAGGUUUGGGAUUUUUCACAGUCAAAGAGCCCACAUGUUCCAUGUGC